Messenger RNA from Lodderomyces oxycetoniae, 2871 nucleotides. It is a transcript of the gene RFX1, whose product is annotated as Rfx1p. Gene Ontology annotation, biological process: regulation of transcription by RNA polymerase II. Lineage: Eukaryota; Fungi; Ascomycota; Pichiomycetes; Serinales; Debaryomycetaceae. The transcript has a single exon. Gene Ontology annotation, molecular function: DNA-binding transcription factor activity, RNA polymerase II-specific; RNA polymerase II cis-regulatory region sequence-specific DNA binding. Bases 1 to 2871 code for a protein of 956 amino acids. The record is from RefSeq and is a predicted model, not a curated record.
AUGAAUCCAGAAGACCAGUUUGCUCAGGAUCAGAGAUUGAAGCAUAUUUAUCCUUUGUCAGAGCGUAGAAAUCAAGCAUCGCCAGUUCAAAACGUUUUUCUGCAUCAACAACCUACUGGAGAGAUUCAGCAUCAACCUACUGGAGAGAUUCAGCAUCAACCUACUGGAGGGAUUCAGCAUCAACCUACUGGAGAGAUUCAGCAUCAACCUACUGGAGAGAUUCAGCAUCAACCUACUGGAGGGAUUCAGCAUCAACAACCCACUGGAGGGAUUCAGCAUCAACAACCCACUGGAGGGAUUCAGCAUCAACAGCUACUGACAAGUAAUCUACUGUUGACUCACCCAAGACCAGAAAAUUUAGCAUUAGAUCUCAACAUUAUACCGCCUGUACAGCUCCCAGAACUGGGGGAGGCAGGACCUCUGUCAUUUCGACAACAAGCUAGCAUUUUUAAGCAAUUUCCAAACCAAAGUAUAUACCAACUGCAUUUGCAUAUGCCGCAACAGCGAGCACAAACAAUUCCCUUCAAUUACCAAACAGUGGUGCCGCAAAGUCUUAAUACUGAACCUAUACUACCAUUUGCAUCUACAUUAUCGAGACAACAAAAUGACUCGCGGUUUUUCCCACUGAUACAACUGAGCUUUAUACCUCAACCUAAUUAUCAGCCAGUGUCUUCUCCCGCGCCCUUAUAUGCAUUACAAACUUUGCCAGAAACAACUUUGAAAGAAGAACAAACUGGGAAAACACCAACCACGGCGACAACUAAGAAACAUAAAAGAAGUAAGUCAAGUUCGACUGCUAGCUCCAGCUCAACAGUUCCCGGAGAAAAUGAGUUAAAACAAUUUGCCAUGACGAAAUUGAAUAUCCCUUUAUCUGAAUUAGCUCAGAAAAUUAAGAUGCUAGAAAACGAUCAACAACAGCAUUACCAGCAGCAGCAGCAACAACAACAACAACAACAACAACAUUCUGCUCGUGGAAAUCAAGAUACACCAACACUUUUGGACCCAAGUAAUAACAGGGAAACACAACGUCAAAUUUUUGGUAUGGUUUGGCUCUUAAAUUCUUGUGAAAUUUCUCCAACAUCAGUUAUACCAAGAAAUAGAAUUUAUGCAAGAUACGUACAAGUAUGUGCUGAUAAUAACUUGUCACCAUUAUCACCUGCGAGUUUUGGUAAAUUGGUGAAGAUCCUUUAUCCGAAUAUAACUACAAGAAGAUUGGGUAUGAGAGGACAAUCUAAAUAUCAUUAUUGUGGCGUGCAAUUGAAGGGUGACCAAAAUAUGCAAUUAGAGAUGUUGCAACAGCAACAGCAACAACAACAACAACAACAACAGCAACAGCAACAGCAACAGCACCCGCACCAGCAACUGAAAUUGCUGUCUAAUCAAUUAGUAACUGGACCCGGAGGUGUCAUGGAUUCACCACUGUCAUCAGCAAAUUCAUCUUCGGGAUCAUAUGACGACUCUCCCAAGUCAGCACUGCAUAUGUACACACCAUCAUAUACUCCAAUAAACUCACCUAUAAUAACGACAACUUCGUCCAUAUCUGAUCAAUUACCGCUGGUGGGUCAUAUGAAAUAUAUUCCUAAUCUUUUCAAGUUAUUAAGUGAUGAACUGAUAGCCACUGAAUCCUAUCCGUAUUCCCCGAUUAUUUUACCGUCGAUUUACCCCUAUUUACCUAAUGACGUGGAUCGCGAUUUAGCAGAUACGUUGCAUUCUCUCUAUAAGGUGCAUGUCAAUUCCAUUUUUGAGUCUUUGAGAUAUAUGCAAUUAAAGACAUUAUAUGUGUGUUUUAACAAUUUCAAUAGCAUUUUGACAGUACCCGUGUUUAAAUUAUAUACAGCCGAGUUUGUAUUGGAGUGGGUCAAACAAUGUGAUCUCCUUAUGUACAAGAAGAUGAUUAGAAUGUUGAGCAAGUUACAGUUGCAGUUUAUGAUUCCACAAGAAACCAUUGAUCAAUUAAAGCAAAUUUCACAAACAUAUAUGAAAAACCUUACAAACAGUAUUAUCACCAAUAGCAAGAUCCCUAAGAAGUUCAUAUUAAUGAAAUUGAGAUUAGCUAAACACUUUAUCAAUUUGUUGAGCCGGCUAAUUAGAAAUUUAGAAACGGGGCACCCUGCGUCGCGAAUCUUAAACGAUGAGAAUGAAACUUCAGCAAUGGUUCAAGAUUGGUGUAAGUUAGAUUUAGUUGGAUUGAUAUCAAGAGAGAUUCCAUGCAACGAAACAAGUGUAAAUUCAUUAAUCCAUAUUAUGACUGAAGAAGUUUGUAAAUUAAUUAAACCAUCAACAAAGGACACAAAUGAGCCCCAUGCUACUGCUACUGCUACUGCUACUGCUACUGCUGCCACUACUGCUGCUACUGCUACCGCUGCGACACCAAUGAAUGUAAUUGCUGAUUUCGUUGCUGGAUUACCUGCGAGGUUUCCUGAAAUAAAUGCGCGAUUAUUCUUGUUACUCACUUCAAACUUUCUAACUACAUGUUUAAGAGAAAUAAGCUUAUCUGGAGGUGAAGGGUUUGGUGCGUGGUGGAUAGUGAGGUGCUGGGUCGAUGAGUAUCUUGCGCUCAAUAUGGAGUUGGGGGGAUUUUUCCAAGACGAUUUAAUGACUUGUCAACAAAACGAGAGACAAUAUUCAAGUCUGUACAGUCAAACUCAGCACCAAUUACCACCACCACCACCACCAUUAUCACAGCCAAGUUAUGGAGUUCCCCCCAUGAGUAUGGAACCAUUAUUUGGGGUGAUUGAUUUACUAGAAACAUCAUUUGAUUAUGAUAGAGGACGCCUCCACAACCAAUCGGGAAGAAAUGAGCUAUCUGGUAUCAAGCAAAAGGAUCAAAAUGAAGAAGCAUUAUUGCAUUUUAAUACAAAUAUUUAUUGA